Molecule: messenger RNA, 841 nt
Organism: Plasmopara halstedii
Lineage: Eukaryota; Oomycota; Peronosporomycetes; Peronosporales; Peronosporaceae
Exons: 1
Coding region: 1-204 (67 amino acids)
Source: RefSeq, a predicted model, not a curated record
AUGAAGCAUCUUUUACACCGCCCAAUCAAGCUUACUCAGGAGAAAAGAAAAUUGUUAGACUACGCCCAAGGUUUGAAAGCUAUCAUAGCUGAGUUGUUGGCUACUUUCUUAAGUACCCAGAGAAAGUGGAGGAGGUCGUAUACGAAUUUUGAUCUGCAAGGAGACUGGGUGACGAAAGGUGGAGGAUACGUCAACACGAUAUAGAAUAUGGUUUUCAGCUUGGAUCAUUAAAUGAAAUCGAACUUUUGAAUACAGCAGCGUCGUGGCAUUUGAAAUUCAAGAUUCUGUAAGAGCUCAAAUUAUCUACGCCCUGCGAUCCCCCGCUUCUGAUUGAGAGAUUUAAGUGGUCAUGCCUAAACACAGGGUUUGUCGAUAGAGACCUCGCAAGAGAUAAUCAUGCUGCGGCAGACGCAGUGCAGAUUACUGUACAUCGUGGAUGUCGAGAUAUAGGGUUCAUUUGCGAUGUCCGAUAGUUCCGGGGGCGUCGAGAAAGUGUAUGCGGCAAACCAUAAUUAGAACAGUAAGAAAUAUGCGAUCGCAUUCCGUAUACCAAGUACCGAUACAUUUUUGUGCGGCUUGCGACGAGGAUACCCGUCAAAGUAUCGAGGUAUUUUAAAGUCUCUAAGCAUAAUGUCGAGUUUCUAGUAGCGCGAACAACUUCCAGUCAAUCUUUGCUAUGUGGCAUUGGCUGGAACACUACUGGACAAGAACUGACUGGAAACUGAAGACAAUACGUACCACGCAGUGAAUUUUAGUGCGUCCUCUUCUUAAGCUACAAAUUCUGGUAAUCUAAUUUACAGCAUGUUUGACAUACCAUAAUCAUUGAAUUCCCCACUGGCCU